Pungitius pungitius (ninespine stickleback) is the source of this 1014-nucleotide messenger RNA. It is a transcript of the gene pithd1, whose product is annotated as PITH (C-terminal proteasome-interacting domain of thioredoxin-like) domain containing 1. The record is from RefSeq and is a predicted model, not a curated record. Gene Ontology annotation, cellular component: nucleus. Bases 41 to 670 code for a protein of 209 amino acids. The transcript is spliced from 6 exons. NCBI's taxonomy places the organism in Eukaryota, Metazoa, Chordata, Actinopteri, Perciformes, Gasterosteidae.
UGUUGUUUCUGUUCAAGCUAACUUUAGUUAUCGCUCCGCGAUGUCAGGGCACGGGCACGGUCACGGACACGGUCACGGGUGCGAGGGGGAGCACGAGCCAGCCGAAAGGGGUCUGGAGUACGGACUGUACCGGAGGAUAGACCUGGAGAAGCUGCAGUGCCUGAACGAGAGUAGAGACGGGGAUGGGAAGCUAGUGUUCAAACCAUGGGAUCAGCGGAACGAGCGGGACAAGUAUGUUGAGAGUGACGCAGAUGAAGAGCUUCUGUUCAACAUCCCUUUUACAGGCAGCGUGAAACUGAAAGGCAUCAUCAUCUCUGGCGAAAAUGACGACUCUCAUCCAGCUGAGAUCCGACUGUACAAGAACAUCCCUCACAUGUCCUUCGACGCCACCGGCAGAGAACCCGAGCAGGCCUUCAGACUCAACCGAGAUCCUGUCGCUGAGCUGGAGUACCCCACAAAGAUCGCUCGUUUUUCCAACGUGCAGCACCUCUCCAUCCACAUCUCGAAGAACUUUGGAGCAGAGAGUACCAGGGUCUACUACAUCGGCCUAAGGGGAGAGUACUCUGAGGCUCAUAGACAUGAAGUGACGAUCUGUAACUACGAGGCAUCAGCCAACCCUGCAGAUCACAAAGUGGAGAGCGUCUUUCCACAAACCAACUUCAUUUCCUGAAAAAGCUCCAGAGCGUUGGAAUGAAAAGAGACGUGAAGAGAGGUUUCUGCUGGCGGUCGAUGAUGCAAAAAGAGUUCAACGCUGCCUAGCGGCAGGCUGCUUGAGCCUGGACCGGUGACUGGAACGCUGCACUCUGAAGACCAGAGAGCUCCAUAUGUGUCUGCAAGUGCCAUGUUGUUGCUCUGUUUUCUAUAGCAAUACAUAGUGAAGGCUUAAUAUUGGCAACACUUAAAAAAAACACGUAAUAAUUGGAUGGAUCACUUGAUAGUUGGAUAAAGUCUGUUUAACCUACAUACUCUGAUUCAUGUCUAAAGGUGUCCACCACUUUGAAUAAAACACAAGGC